Messenger RNA from Capra hircus (goat), 3313 nucleotides. It is a transcript of the gene PTPN7, whose product is annotated as protein tyrosine phosphatase, non-receptor type 7. NCBI's taxonomy places the organism in Eukaryota, Metazoa, Chordata, Mammalia, Artiodactyla, Bovidae. The record is from RefSeq and is a predicted model, not a curated record. Bases 1156 to 2229 code for a protein of 357 amino acids. Gene Ontology annotation, molecular function: protein tyrosine phosphatase activity. Gene Ontology annotation, biological process: protein dephosphorylation. The transcript is spliced from 10 exons.
CCUGGAGGCAGCCCCCCACCUCCUGCAUGCCACCCCAGGCCUGUCCCCAGCGCUUUCUGCUGCCACCUUCUGAAGGCUGAAUCAGGGAAGUGGGCGGUGGGGUGAGGACAGGAUUGUGGGCGCCGGAGGGGAGGGGCGGGUGUCGGAGAUGUCAGGAAGCCCACCGGGUGAGCCAGGGGCAGGGCAGUGGGGUCUUGGGGUCUCCCCUACCCAGGGCCCAGGCUCCAGGCGCCCCAGCAGCAAAGCAGACAUGGGGGUCCCCUUGUGUGAGAGCCAGAGGCCCACCCUCUGUGGGUCGCUGAGUAGAAGUCAGGGUUCUGGAAAAAGGCCUGUGGGGCUGGGGGCAGGGGGAAGCCCCCAGACCCUGCCACGAGGUGUCUCCACUGCCCACCUCCAGAGUGGCUGACCUGGCUCAGACCCGCUCGGAGCUGGGGGCCUGGGGUUGACCCUGGUGGCUUGGCCUGAGCCUUUCCCUUCACGGAGAGAGACUCCUGUCCCCCUUCCCCAUCCCCGUGUGUGCCUGCUUCUCCCUGUUCCUGCUGAGAUUCCCGCAGCUUGAAGGGGCAAGGGCUUCCGGGGGGCAGCCUGGGGUGGGUGUCGGCCCCGCUGCCCCCAGCAAGCAGGCAGAGGCAAGAGGCGACCAGGGCCCGGAGGAGAAGCCCUGCAGGGGAGGCAGUGGUCAGGGCCGGGCUGUGGCCAAGGUGUGGACAGGCCGGGCCACGGGGUCAGAGGCGGGAGGCCACUGGCCCCGCUGGUGGCAAUAGGCAGCUGGGUGCGCGUGGGUGGCAGCGAGGAGGGGCGGAGGGAGGAAGCGGGCUUCCUGAGGCCUCCCCAGCCCUGAGACACACCGACAGACAGACAGACAGCUGGCGAGAGGCGCCUGGGGACACAGCCACCUCGCGGCCGCCACUCUACGCCCCUGCCGAGAUCCUGGCCUUCCCACAGAGCGAGGCCGCCACUUCCUGGGGAACAACGGAAGACAGCGAGAAGACCCGAGGUGCCCAAGGGCAGAAGGCCGCCCGACAGCCCAGAGGCCAAGCCACAUGGCCGUGUGAGCUCCGGGGGCGCGCCCCCAGCAUGGUCCAGGCCCGGGGGCUGCUCCAGAGCACCGCCCCGGCCUCCCCAUCGCCUUCAUAGUCGCCUUCGGAGGCAGCCAUGACCCAGCCUCCGCCUGACCAGGCCCCAGCCAGGAAGCACGUACGGCUGCAGGAGAGGCGCGGCUCCAAUGUGGCCCUGAUGCUGGAUGUGCGGUCCCUGGGGGCCGUGGAGCCCAUUUGCUCCGUGCGCACGCCCCAGGAGGUCACGCUGCACUUCCUGCGCUCCGCCGGACGCCCCCUCAGCCGGCAGGCCCUGCAACACCGGCCACCCAGCCCCACGCAGCUGGAAGAGGAAUUCCUGAGGAUCCCCUCAAACUUCGUCAGCCCCGAAGACCUGGAUAUUCCUGGCCAUGCCUCCAAGGACCGAUAUAAGACCAUCUUGCCAAACCCCCAGAGCCGAGUCUGUCUGGGUCGGGCGCAGAGCCAGGAGGACGGGGAUUACAUCAACGCCAACUACAUUCGGGGCUACGGCGGGCAGGACAAGGCCUACAUCGCCACCCAGGGCCCCAUGCCCAACACGGUGUCGGACUUCUGGGAGAUGGUGUGGCAGGAAGAGGCGCCCCUCAUCAUCAUGCUCACGCAGCUCCGAGAGGGCAAGGAGAAGUGCGUCCACUACUGGCCCACCGAGGAGGAGACCUAUGGGCCCUUCCACGUCCGCGUCCAGGAUGUGCGGGAGCGCCCAGAGUACACCGUGCGGACGCUGACCAUCCAGCACCAGGAGCAGAGCCGCGCCCUGAAGCACAUCCUCUUCUCGGCCUGGCCCGACCACCAAACCCCAGAAUCCGCGGGGCCCCUGCUGCGCCUGGUGGCCGAGGUGGAGGACAGCCCGGAGGUCGCUGCCCACCCUGGGCCCAUCGUGGUCCACUGCAGGGAUCGGCCGGACUGGCUGCUUCAUCGCCACCCGCAUCGGCUGCCAACAGCUGAAGGCCCGAGGGGAGGUGGACAUCCUGGGCAUUGUGUGCCAGCUGCGGCUGGACAGGGGAGGCAUGAUCCAGACGGCAGAGCAGUACCAGUUCCUGCACCACACCCUGGCCUUGUUCGCCGCCCAGCUGCCGGAGGAGCCCAGCCCCUGACCCGGAGCCCUCCCUGCCCGGGGCCACUUCCCCAGGCCUGGGGAAAGGGGGCCUCGUGACCUGGGGAAUCCCCAGGGGGCCUGUCUGGGGUCCCAGAAGCUGGCCAGUGAGGAUGAGGCCAGACACCGGCUCUUGAGCACUGCCCACGCCCCUACCCCCUGGAGAGGCCCCCAGUGGACACAGGGGCGGCCCCCAUGUGAGAGCCUGGGUCUCCUCCUCAGACCACCAGGGCAGAGCAACCUGAGGGUGCCCACAAGCUGCUCCAGCUGCACCCCCUGCCUGGGGCUGGCAAGAGUGUGACCCCAAGAUCAUACCUACCCCGGUCCAGCCCGAGAACAGGCCGAUGGCCGGAGUUGGGAGAAGCCUGGUGCUGCCUUAGCUACGUCCCCAGCAUCCUGCCAGGGACUCUGCCUUCUCACCCAUCAGAGGCCGGACACCCCAAGGAGGGCAAGAACCAGACCAGCCCCAUGCUCGCACCGGGGUCUGGGGAACAGGCUACAGAAGUGACCAGACCAAACAGUUGAAGUCUCUAGAAGAAGGAAAGUGUGGGAACACCUCCCCGGGGUCCAGACUGCUGCCCCUGCCUCUGUACCUGCCAGCCACCUGCCCCACCCACUCUCCUGGGAGACCCUAUGUCCUCAGCCUGCCUGCCAGCCUCAGAAGAGAUGUGAGUGCCCGGGAAGAACACAAGAGCUGAGCAAGGAGCCGAGAGCACUGCCCGACUCCAGACAAGAGCCCCGCCACACCCUUCUCCCUGCAGAGCACACCUGGACCGCACGCCUGUUUCCACCAGCAUCCUGGAUUAAAGCACCUGCGUGGGCCAGGGGCUCAGGCUGAACAGGGUCGGCCGCAGUUCACCCUGGAGAGCUAACUGCCCUCUGCGUCUCAUCAGCUCGAGGCCCAGGGCCCCCCAGGCCUAGUCUCAGGGCUGACCACCCCCCAGGAGGGACCUCACUCCUCCUGAAGCUUUCCUGCCCUCGAGAGACACUCCUGCUGCCCAUGAAGCUCAGACUCCCCAGGAGGAAAGCUGCCACGUGGCGGCGGGUCCCCCUCCGUGGGUGCUGCUGCCCCAACCCUGUCCAGACCCGAGAACAGGCCUUGUAGAAUAACAGGUGGGGAAAUAAAGCCUUCUUCUUGUCCUCA